UGAUUGUUGAACUGUUAGACACAAGCAGAGAGUUUUAUGACAGCAGACAGUCAGUCAGUGCAAUGGCUGCAUGUUCUCACUUCAUUUGGAUUCCCCUGCUUCUGUCCUGUAUCUUUCCAGCUUCUGACAACAGACAUGUCAGUCUGCAGGGGUCCACUUUAAUCAGCCGUACAGGACAUUCAGAGGUGGACGACAUCCUCUCAAAGAUCCCAAUAACACUACCAGAAGGAAUUGAUCCAAAGAAUGUAAAUAUAACGUCAAUCUCUAUCAAAACCUGUACUGAUGCAAAGGGACAGCUGAUUUUGCUAAGCAGGCAACUUCAGGAGGCAACGCUCCACAACAGCCAACUAGAUGUGGAAGCCUUUGGGUUGAGGAGGGAAAUCAGACUGCUGAAACUGCAGCUUGCUACAUGCAGCUCGACAGCCUCAGCUAUCACUAGCUCUUAUCAAACCCAGCUGCAGAGUAGAAUGAAACAGCUGCUGGAUACGUUUGAUAGUGAUACAUUUCAGAUUCUGAAAAUCAUUUCACUCACCAGGGAGGUGGAAAUGUUACAGAAAAAGCUCAAAAUUGCUGCUAAUUCUUCUGAAACUACCCUUGAAACCCGAGUGCUAAAGAGUGAGCUGCAAAAGAAAAUGAUUGAACUGAAUGAUAAGAAGCAGCAAAUUGAAGAAAGCCACACAAACUCAACACUAAUUCUUCAGAUCAUCUCACUGCAAAAUCAGAUUUGGGAUUUAGAACAGGAGGAAUCAAGAAGAGGAGAAACUAGUACUCAGCUCAGGAAGAGAAUUUUGGCUUUACAAGAACAGCUGAACAGGAAGAUCAGUGAGCUCCGAGGCAAAGGAGAUGCCACCUCAGCUAUGUUGCAACUGAUUUCUGUGCACAGUAAGAUUGCAGCGUUACAGAGGCUCAUCAGUGUCCACAUUGACAAAUCCAGAGAUAGCGCCACUGAUUACCAGAGGCAAUUUAAGCAAAAGACUGAGCUCCUCAAAAAGAAGAUUUUACAACUGAAUCGUGACGAAAGUAACACAGAACUUACCAAGGAAAUUCUGACUCUGCAGGCUGAAGUGGAGAAUCUUAGACAGUUAAUGUUAAACGCCAAAAAGACACGUGAUUCCCAGAUUGGAGAGCUGAGAGUUGCUUUGGAGGAGGAGAAGAAACAGCAAGAAAACUUACAGAAACAGCUUGAGGAAAUAGACUAUUCCCAGUCACAACUGAUCAUAAAGAUCAUCGACAUAAUGAAAGAGGUGAGAGAGCUGGAGGAUGAUGAGCAACAGCAAACAACAUCAACAAGCCAAGCCACCACUCUUCAGGCUCUGCUACAAGCCAAAGAGAGGGAAUUUGCCAAAGCUCAGGCUGACAUAAAAGAGCUGCAGAGGAAACUGCAGUUAAAGAGUGAAGAAUGCUCUGGACUGGAGGAAAGAUAUGCAUACGUAAAGAAUGAAUUAGAACAGAAGAUUGCAGAACUCAACAGAACUGGAGACUCCAAAGCAGCACUCGUUCUGAACGUGAUAAACCUGCAUGAUGAGCUGCAGACUCUGAGGGAUCUGAUCUCAGCGACAAAAGACCCAGACAGCAUCUCAGAGCUGAGAAGGCAGCUAAAGGAGAAGGAAGCAGAACUGAACUCUAAGACUGCAGACAUAGAGAGACUGAUCCCCAACCCCAAAAUAAUUUUAACAAUCAUUGAGCUGCAGGAUGAAAUAUGGGACCUUCAGAAAAAGGCUAUCAACGGGACCACAAGUAACCGUGUGAAAGAACUCCAAGACAGAGUGGAUGGUCUUAUCAGUGAAAUAGAUGACCCAAACACAAAUCUGAUGCUGAAAAUUUUGGCACUACAGAGUCAGGUGGAGCAGCUGCAGAGACAGUUGUCAGGCGUCCAAGUGUUGCAAGGCGCUCACGUAGCUCAGCUCAGAAAUGAUCUGGCAGCUAAAAGGAGAGAACUGCAGGAAUAUGUCAAUGAGGUCAAUGAGAAGAAUCAGAUAAAUGCUAGGCUGAUUUUGACAGUCACUGAUCUGCACAACCAACUCAGAAACCUCGAAAAAGAAUGGCGCAAUGAUAACACAACAUUUUCCUUAACUAUCACAGAGCUGAGGGAACAACUGAGGGCAAAAAAGGUGGAAAACUCUCGUGAUAAAGCUGAGAUCCAGACCCUUAGGAAUCUGCUUCAAGCCAAAGAAAGGGAACAGGCCAUCGCUCAGGCUCAGGCCCUUGAGCUGCAGAGGAAACUGCAACUAAAGAGUGAAGAAUGCUCUGGACUGGAGGAAAGAUACGCAUACGUAAAGAAUGAAUUAGACCAGAAGAUUGUAGAACUCAACAGAACUGGAGACGCCAAAGCAGCACUCGUUCUGAACGUGAUAAACCUGCACAAUGAGCUGCAGACUCUAAAGGAUCUGAUUGUGACCACAGAAGACCCAGAAAGGGUCUUAGAGCUGCAGAGGCAGCUGCGGGAGAAGCAACAAGAACUGAGCUCCAAGACUGCAGACAUACAGAGAAUGAUCCCCAGCCCCAAAAUGAUUUUAACAAUCAUUGAGCUGCAGAGUGAAAUCUGGGACCUUCAGAAAAAGGCUGCCAACGAGACCACAAAUAACCGUAUAAAAGAGUUGCAAACCAGAGUGGAUGGCCUCAUCACUGAAAUAAACGACAAAGGCAACGACAACACAAAACUGAUACUGAAAAUCAUGACACUGCAGAGUCAGGUGGAGCAGCUGCAGAGACAGCUGUCAGACCUCCAGGUGAUGAAAUACACUCAGUUAACCCAGCUCAAAAACGAUCUAAACACCAAGAAGAAUGAGCUACAGAAAUAUGUCAAUGAGCUGAAUGAGAAGAAUGAGGCGAAUGCCAGAUUGAUUCUGACAAUCACUGAUCUGAACAACCAGCUCAGAAACCUACAGGAAGAAAAGCAAAAUGACGGCCAGACAGCUUCUGCUACAAUCACAAAUCUGAGAGAACAACUGACCGUAAAAGUGGAGGAACACCUUCGUGAUCAGGAUCAGAUCAAAGCUCUGGAGGAUAAACUGAACCAGACAGAGGCACAGUGCUCCGAUCGGGAGCAGAAAAUUAAAGAUCUGCAGAAUGAUCUGGAUGAGAAAAUGAAGGAGCUGGAGACCCAAUCUGAUGGUGUCACUUCACUUGCUCUUCAAGUUUCUACAUUAACCCUUCAGCUGGAGGAGUUAAAGAGACAGCUACAAAAUACUGAUUCCAAAGCCAAGAUAAAAGAGCUUCAAAAACAAAUAGAAGAAAAGAAUAACGAGUUGGCCAAAAAAACAGAGGAGCUGAAAGCAACAAGCACCCAACCACAAAGACUUCUACAGAUUAUCUCAAUACAAACAGAGAUAGAGAAAUAUGUGAAUGUGGCAGCAAACGACUCAGAUUAUGCCAAGAUUAGAGCACUCCAAGACCACUUGAAUUAUCUGAUUGAUGGAAUUAAAGAUGAAGACAACGAAAAUACCAAACUGGUGUUUAAGGUCUUGUCUUAUCAAGAUGAAAUAGCAAAGCUGAAGAAGCAAGAAGAGAGUCAGACCAAAACUCUGUUAGAGAAAAUUAAAGAACUGGAGAACGAACUGGAAGACAUCAGAAAUCAGAUAACAGAGAAGACGCUGGAACUGGACUCAAGUGAUACAAGGAUUACUAAUCUGUCCGCUCAAAUUAUGGAGCUUCACCAGAAAAUCAAACCACUGGAAGAUGAAAUAUCAUACCUUAAAGAAACAAAUACUGACAAUCUUUCAGAGCUUCAGAACAGACUGAGUCUGACAGAGAAGCAGCUGCAAGACAGUGAACUUCGACUCAAGGAUUCAGAUGCAAAGAAUUUUAACUUGAUAAUGGAGAUUGCUGAUCUGAGGACACAGCUGAAAAAGGCUCAGAGACAGACAUCCAAAGCUGCUGAAAAAAAUAUCAAUGAAUUGGAGCAACAACUUCAAACACAACAAAGAGAGAACAGAAAACUUGAACAUGCAAAUAGGGACUUAAAGCAAGAGGUCAAAGAACUGAAAACAUGCUGCAGUGAAGACAGCAUCCAUUGUGAAGGCUUACAGAGACAACUGCAACAAAGCCAGGAGGAUGCGGACCGCCUGCAGCAGCAGCUGCAAGACAGGGAUACCUACAUCGAACAGCUGCAGCAGGAGCUGAAAAACCAGACCGACUUAGAGAGACAACUGCAAGAGACCCAGGACAAUGCUGAUAACCUACAGCAGCAGCUGGAUAAGAAGGAUGACAUCUUCACUGAUCUGCAGCAGGAGUUAGAAGCACUGGCCGCGGAGAAAAACAAACUGCUGGACGACUACAACGACCUUCUAAAUGAGAGGAACAAACUUGAGGAUACUGUACAAGAUCUUCAAAACAAAUUACAGGAUGUGGAUGAAAAGACGAUCUAUACCAGUAAGACGACUUUGGAUCCAAACACAGCACAUCCAAGGAUCGUUCUGUCUGCAGAUAAUACUGAGAUGUCCACUAGUGAAGAACUACAAAAUGUCAGUGACAACCCAGGCCGGUUUGACGUGGUUCUUGCUGUCCUGGGCAAGACUGGCUUCUCAGCUGGCAGACAUUACUGGGAGGUGUCUGUAGCUGGGAAGCUUUGUUACCACCUUGGGAUGGCCAGUGAAUCUGCUCCAAGAAAGGGAACAGUUACAUUCAAUCCAAGAAAUGGCUUCUGGACUAUAGUCCUGAACAAACAAGGCCAGUACAGAGCUAUUGAUAGGAUACCUGCUUCUAUUCCAGUUGAGACGCAGCCUCUUACAUUGGGUAUUCUGCUGGACUACAAAAAGGGACAGAUCUCUUUUUACGACGCUGGUGCCAGAUCUCAUUUGUACUCGUUUACAAGUCAAAAGUUUACAGACAAAAUCUAUCCAUUUAUCAAUUUUUGUGUUGAGGAUGUCGAAAAUCAGACUCCAAUCGUAAUACUUACUGCUGGAUCAACUGACUGGAUAAAAUAAGGACCUGUUCAAGUUAGGUUUUGUCUUAUGUCAAACCUUAGCAAUGUAGCUCAUUUAUUAUCUCAGUAGGUUGUAAAAUAAUUCCCGUGAAUGCAGAAUAGUUCAUUACAUAUACUUCUGUUGAAUGUUUCAGACAAGAAAAACACAGCAAAUACAAAACAAUGCAUUCUGUUUAAUCUUUUAUGUAUAAAAAAGGAUGGAUCCAUUUGUCUGUAUCGUUCCAGGCGAUUUAAUCAAUGAGCCCAGAACAGAAAAAACAAGAACCAAAACAAAACCUGUUCAUUUCAAGUCGCCGCUUCACUCAUUAAACAAAAAAAGUACUGCACUGAGUAUAAAAAGUGUUAUAACGUGAUGCAGCCCUGGAGAACUGAGUGUAGGAAACGGAAUAAAAACAGCUUGAACUGAA
This is a messenger RNA of Toxotes jaculatrix (banded archerfish), 5331 nucleotides long. RefSeq names its product putative leucine-rich repeat-containing protein DDB_G0290503. NCBI's taxonomy places the organism in Eukaryota, Metazoa, Chordata, Actinopteri, Toxotidae. The record is from RefSeq and is a predicted model, not a curated record. The transcript has 56 exons. Bases 63 to 4925 code for a protein of 1620 amino acids. Gene Ontology annotation, molecular function: protein binding.